AAAGAAAAAACAAGAAAAACACAAUAUUAAUGCAGUUAAUCAACAAUAUUGACUGAUAAGUAUUUCAUGAACAGUCUGAUAUUGUUGUAAAAUGUAUUUAGUUACAAUUUGCACAGUUUCUCUGAUGAUGUCUUUAGUAUCAUUAGGAUUACUGCAAAAUGACAGAUGAAUAAUUUGAUAGUGUUCCCGUGUUUAUUGUGUUCCCGAAAUGGCAUGUUGUCAAAGUUAUUCACCCGAUUAUUUUGCCAUAAAUGAUAUUUUAUCCAGCGAAGAACGUAUAACUUGCAAAGUUGAAGUCGAACUACCGGGAUUAGGUUUUCUGGAUAAUUCCUCAACAUCCACUAAUUUGAACGUUGGGAUAAAAGUGGAAUUCCCAUUAUGGUUAGCAGAAGCUCUAAAAAAUUUACAGAACCCUGUAGUUAGUGUUGAUAUACCAAAAAUAUUCAAGGAAGGAUAUAGGGAAAUUUUGGAGGCAGACGCAGAAGUUAUUGUUUUAAACAAAUGGAACCCUUAUUUUUACGAAUUAGGCAUGCAUGUGAUAAAAUUAGGUGACAGAGAAACAGAACAAAUAACAGAGAGUUUGUUGCAGACAUUUAAAUCCCGUUUUCGAUUAAUUAUGGACUGGGCCCAUAAUCCAGUAUCAGACCCAACACAAGGAAAUCAACUUCCACGACUUGAAAGAGAUAUUUUUUUAAAUGGAAGAAGAGCUAAAAUCCGACUGCUAGAAUGGUUAAAGAUGGGCACUAAUAGUAUACUUCCGUCCGAAAUUACAGCGAAUUUGAAGAAGCGGAAAAGAGCAGAUUAUGAACUCGAAUGACAAUUUUUUUUCUUUUUCGUUUACAUGAGCACGAAUAUGUAAACGUAUUUUUAAUGAAUUAAUUAUUUGAUGAUUUAUAAUGAAAUGGAAGAAUGUAUGAAAUCUUAUAUCGAACUAUUUUUGCACAAAAUAUUGAAUGUUCUCAAUAAAAUAAUAAGACAGCAUCUUGACAGAAAAA
This is a messenger RNA of Megalopta genalis, 995 nucleotides long. It is a transcript of the gene Psf3, whose product is annotated as DNA replication complex GINS protein PSF3. Gene Ontology annotation, cellular component: GINS complex. The record is from RefSeq and is a predicted model, not a curated record. Lineage: Eukaryota; Metazoa; Arthropoda; Insecta; Hymenoptera; Halictidae. Gene Ontology annotation, biological process: mitotic DNA replication initiation.